This is a messenger RNA of Meloidogyne enterolobii, 639 nucleotides long. NCBI's taxonomy places the organism in Eukaryota, Metazoa, Nematoda, Chromadorea, Rhabditida, Meloidogynidae. The record is from the annotation of a GenBank genome assembly.
AUGAUUAAAAUACACCCUAGAAAUAAAAACACAAAUAAUGGGAUUUUUGGAAAUUUACUCUAUGCUGAUCUUGCUUUAAUUGAAUUACCAGAAUCAUCAAAAUUAAAUUUAUUUUCUUCUUCACAAAAUGCCCGUUCAAUUAAAUUAACAAACAGACUUCCAUUAAUUAAAACAAAAACUUUAAUUGCUGGUUGGGGAUGGAUUAAACCUUUUUGUGAAGUUAAUGCUAGUAUUGAAGGGAAAACAGAUCAAUUACAAUCUGGAUGGGUUGAAUUAAUGGAAAAUAAUUUAUAUUGUGUUAAUGAAAUGGAAGUUUCACUCCUUCAACAAUUUAAUAAAACAUUUGGUCAAAAUUUGAAUAUUCCUCUCUGUCUCACUUCUUGGAUUAAAAAAAUUACUGAAAAUAAUUGGAGUGACAAAUUAUGUGUACGUCCAAGUCCUUCAUCUAUUCAAUAUGGAGAUAGUGGAGGCCCUUUACUUGUUGAUUUUGGAGAUUCUUGGUAUCAAAUUGGUGUUGUUACACAAGGAAUGUGUAAUAAAGAUAAAAAAUUUAUUUCUAAUCAAGAUUAUGCUACAUUUACGCAAAUUGAUUGUGAAUGGAUACAAAUUGAAACUAAAGGGAAAGUUUUGUGUAGAUAA